UCUUUCUUUCAGUUUAAGGUUCCCAAACAUGACUUCCAGAAAAGCCCAUAUGCACCAUCAUAAAUAAUAAAAUAAAAUUGUCACGUUUGUCUCCUAUGUACCAAACUAGUAAUCCUCCAAUCCAUCCCACAACAUGGCUUUCUUUUCAAGUACAGAUAGCCUACAAAUACACUCUUCCAUUUCAUAUUUCACCAACUCAUAACUUCUACACCAAAAUUCAAACGAUUCAAAUCAGGUUUGUUUCGUAUACCUCGUUUAAGAAUCCGAUUGUUGUGAAUCGAUAAUAAAAUAAAUAGCCCACGUACACCAUGGUCUACGAAAGGAACUCGUCGAAGAAAGUAUGCGUGAUUGGAGCGGGGCCCGCAGGGCUAGUCGCGGCGCGUGAGCUGAGGAAGGAAGGCCACGAUGUGGUGGUUAUCGAGCAAAGCCACGACGUUGGAGGUCAAUGGCUAUAUAACCCUAAAGUUGAGGAAGAAAAUCCAUUGGGGCAAGAUUGUGAUUUCUUGAAAGUCCAUAGUAGCAUUUACGCCUCGUUGAGGCUAACUUCGCCGAGGGAGAUAAUGGGGUUCACAGAUUUCCCGUUUGUCGUGAAGAAAGGUAGGGAUACGAGGAGAUUUCCCGGUCAUAAGGAACUUUUCUUUUACCUACAAGACUUUUGUGAGAGGUUUGGAUUGAGAGAGAUGAUAAGAUUCAAUACUAGGGUUGAGAAUGUCGAAAUGUUGGAAAAUCUUUCUUUCGGGAAGGAUUUGAAGUGGGUGGUGAAAAGCAAGGCGGAGAAGGCGACUGUGGUGGUGGAAGAAGUAUACGAAGCGGUGGUUGUUGCCACCGGCCACUACUCUAAGCCUAGGUUGCCUACAAUAAAAGGAAUGGAUGCGUGGAAGAGAAAUCAAAUGCAUAGUCACAUUUACAGGGUUCCAGAGCCCUUCAAGAAUGAGGUAGUUGUGGUUGUUGGAAGUUCAUUAAGUGGGCAAGACAUAUCAAUUGAGCUUGUGAAUAUGGCAAAGGAGAUUCACUUAAGUGCCAGAUCAUCACUUAACAUUUCCCAAGGCUUAUCACAAGUCAUCUCUAAAUACCCUAAUCUUUUUCUUCGUCCACAGAUAGAGUCGUUGCACGAGGAUGGAAGGGUUUCGUUCGGCGAUGGCUCUUGGAUUAUCGCAGACACCAUCAUAUACUGCACCGGGUAUUCUUAUUCAUUUCCAUUCCUUGAUACCAAAGGAAUAGUAGUAGUAGAUGAUGAUAGAGUUGGACCACUCUUUGAGCACACAUUUCCUCCUUUGUUAGCUCCUUCUCUAUCCUUUAUUGGCAUCCCUAGAAAGAUUAUAGGGUUUCCUUUCUUUGAAUCCCAAGCAAAAUGGAUUGCACAACUCCUGUCUGGGAAAAGAGUGUUGCCAUCAUGGGAUUAUAUGAUGCAAUCAAUCAAGGAUUUUUAUCAAUCAAGGGAUGUUUCCGGUAUCCCAAAGCACAAUACUCAUGAUGUUGCAUCUUUUGAGUAUUGUGAUAAAUAUGCAGACUACAUAGGUUUCGCGCAUUUAGAAGAAUGGAGGAAGGAUCUUUGCCUUUCGGCUCUAAGAAAUUCCGAAAUCAACUUGGAGACGUAUCGUGAUUCGUACAAACAAGACGAAGAGAUGCUUCAAGUUGCUCUCAACAGCCCUCACUUCACUCAACUCGGACCUGAUCAAGAUUCGACUCAAUGAACUACAUUCGAGUUUUUUCAUAGUAGUAAUUAAACAAAUUCAAACUCAUACGACGCCGAAAUGAGUCGAGCAAUUUUAUUUAUUUAUUUCUUUUUUAAUUAAGACGAAAAGGAACAAUUUUUCUUAUUAUUUUUGUUGACCAAUUGUAUGAAACAUCAGGCAUUUGAGGAACAAAGCUGUGAGAAGAGAAUAUGUUGUGAUCA
Molecule: messenger RNA, 1897 nt
Organism: Erythranthe guttata (spotted monkey flower)
Lineage: Eukaryota; Viridiplantae; Streptophyta; Magnoliopsida; Lamiales; Phrymaceae
Product: flavin-containing monooxygenase FMO GS-OX-like 9
Molecular function (GO): flavin adenine dinucleotide binding; N,N-dimethylaniline monooxygenase activity; NADP binding
Source: RefSeq, a predicted model, not a curated record